This is a messenger RNA of Peronospora farinosa, 1413 nucleotides long. The record is from the annotation of a GenBank genome assembly. NCBI's taxonomy places the organism in Eukaryota, Oomycota, Peronosporomycetes, Peronosporales, Peronosporaceae.
AUGGUGACUCGUAAGAGUGUGAAGUCAGCUCUCCGUGCCCAUCACAUGCCGUCCUAUUUACGCCAUGUUGAAGGUACAUUUCAAAACCGACGUGGCCAAAAUUUGUCUUAUUUGGCUCUUUUUCCAUCUGUUGAGACGCCACUACGUGGUAUUGUGCUCUACUUGCAUGGAAUUGGUGACCACAGUCGUCGCUAUUUUUAUCUCUAUGAACGUCUUUGCAAUAGUAACUUUGGUGUUUUAGCCUAUGACAUGUUGAGUCAUGGAAUGAGUGACUUGGAUUUUCAUGGAUUAAGGGCCCAUAGUGCCAAAUUCCAGUACUUUAUCGAUGAUACGAACGAGUUUAUCACCAUGGCUAAGAUGCAAUUGUACGAACAAUUGGAAAUUACCUAUUCUACUGAUGAACCUAAACUGAUUAUAUCGGGCAUGUCGUACGGCACAUUGGUGAGUCUUCACACCAUAUUGAGUGGGAAACAUGACUUUAGCGGUGUCGUACUUGUUGCUCCAGCCUUGUUGGCCGAAAUGACAAUCAUGUUAAAAGUGCAAGCGUUCUUUGCUUGGCCGUUAAGUAAACUCAUCCCGAAAGCAAGAAUCGUGCCAGGAGUUAAUCGCGACUAUGUAUGCAGAGACCAGGACUAUCUCGAUGACUUUAUGGCGGACCCGUUAACAGUCUCGGAGCCAAUAACUGCGAGAAUGGGAGCGGAGACGUUGAAGGCUAUGAGAGCUUUGGAAGUGGACAAGAGAGUGGAAGACAAAGAUAGUGCGCUGUGUAAGCUGCCUUUGUUGAUGAUGAUGGGGUCGAACGAUAAAGUGACGAGUUUAGAGCUUGCCCAGGUGUUUUACGAACGACUUGCGGCGAGUGAAAAGGAGUUUAAAAUUUUUGACGAAUACUUCCACGCACUUUUUGAUGAUCCGGAGCAUGAGGCAGUCUUUAGCCAUCUAGAGGAUUGGCUCAAGACAAAGUUUCCACUUCGAAAAGGAGCUAGUAAGGAUGACACUAUCGACGUGAGAGAGACCGUGAAGACCAAAGCCGAGGUAGAGAAGGAUGAAACAAAGGCGGGGGCUGCAGAGGCUUCGACAACCGUGAAAGAAAAGAAAGAGGACAAGACUUGUGUAAUGGAAGUGACUGAUGAUAUUGUCGCUGCCUUUAACACGUCUUCAAUAACAGAUGAAAACAAGGCUGAAGUUGUUGAGACUAUAGAAGUACGUAAAGAGAGACACAAGGCUGAGGUUCCCAAGACGGUCGUCGUAGCUUCAGCAGAAACGCAGGUCGAAGGGAUCCAUCCGAUCGCUCCAAUAACGGACGAAAGAAAGGUUGAAACUGUUGAAGUUGUUGAGAAACCCGUCGAAGCCCAGUCGUCACAGCAUCGGAGGAACUCAAGCUUGGGGUCAUUCACGGAGAAACCGAACGCUUAG